Messenger RNA from Saccostrea cuccullata (small rock oyster), 1409 nucleotides. RefSeq lists its product as uncharacterized. NCBI's taxonomy places the organism in Eukaryota, Metazoa, Mollusca, Bivalvia, Ostreida, Ostreidae. The record is from RefSeq and is a predicted model, not a curated record. The transcript is spliced from 5 exons. Bases 1 to 876 code for a protein of 291 amino acids.
AUGACUCCCAGGGAGAUUCAGUUACAGGUCUUUGUUAUUAAAGGCGAAGUUGAUAUAUCAAAAUGCCAGGAAAUUAAGGCAAAAAUUGACCGUAUGCUUAAUGUUCUUUCCAGAACUUUCCAGACUAACUUUCGAUUUAAGUUUGGGUUUAAAUGUAAAACUACAGGAUUCUGUGAUAGCCAAGAAAGUUCUGUGAUCAACGAAUCAAAAUUUACAAAAGCAUCUUUUCAGUGUCCUUCCUGUCCAGUAGGGAGAAAGCACAUAAUAAACUCGAAGAUUAUCACGAAAUAUUGGAUACAGGUACAUGACGAUGAAGCUCAGCCUUCUGAAGAUAAAGGUAUAAAUAAAGGUUCACUGUCGGGGAGUUCUGGAUCAAGUGAGUCUCAUCCAAAAGAUAAUUUUGCCAAGAUAUUAAAGUUAUUGCAAGUUGGAACUGAUGCAGUAAGAAUCUGCUUCAAUAAAUUCUUCCCAGAAGAGGAUUUAGAAAAGACUCUAAAAGAAAAUGAAACAUACAUGAGAAGAGGACAGUUCCGAUUCCAACCACCUCAGUUAGAGAUUCUCUUUCCAAGGCAAGAUGGAUCCAGCACUGGUGUUUCAUCUUUAUCUAUGGACAUUAGCAUCAUGUAUAAACUGUUAAGGAAUUUCUCUGACAUUGCUCCCCCUGGAAAUGGAUGGGGAAAAGAACCUAAAAAAGUGGACAUCACAGAGAGUGACGACAUAGAAAGAAUCCGUUUAUAUAGAAAUAAAUACAGCCAUACUCCAGGGAGUAGCCCCGUGAUGAGUGAUGAUGUCUUUAACAUAUCCUGGGAUGAUCUUUCUAAGGCCAUUCUAAGACUCAGUAGUGGUGUUUUGAAGAGAAGGAUUAGUGAAAUAUAGCUGAGUGGAUAUCAAAAUUUGACAACAUAAACUUGACAACAAGAAUAAUUUCUGUAAGAUAAAAAAUGCGUUCCAUGAUAGUAUUCAUCACAUUUAUUGUAAAAUUUUGCAAUAUUUUAUAGUGAUGAAUAUUUUGACAAACAAGAUUUUCAUUUUCCGAUGACAACAUAUAUAAUGUGAAAUACCCUUCAUGGAUAAUAGUUCCAGAUUGACUUUACAAUGUCUUAUUAUAAAGUGGUAUUUUACAUAUUGCUUAUCCCUGGAAUUUAUUAUCUUAAUCUUUGUUUUUAUUGACAAUAUAUCAAAAGGAUUGGACACAAGUUCCAAAAACUUAGAUAGUCCUCUCCCAUCUAUAUCUUGAUGUAUUGUAAUAAAUAGUGCUUUAGCUUGGUUAGAAAUUUUCAUUUUUCUUUUUUCGAUAAAUGAUCAAUAUUUUAAUAGUAAACUAUAUUUUUGGAUUUUAUUUAGAUGUUUACUUGCAUUUUACAAAUAAUGAUGAAAUGAUAUAUAUCUAAAUGAAUGUGAUGAAUGUG